This is a messenger RNA of Coniophora puteana RWD-64-598 SS2, 1560 nucleotides long. RefSeq lists its product as uncharacterized. Lineage: Eukaryota; Fungi; Basidiomycota; Agaricomycetes; Boletales; Coniophoraceae. The record is from RefSeq and is a predicted model, not a curated record. Gene Ontology annotation, molecular function: FAD binding. The coding region runs from base 1 to 1560 and encodes 519 amino acids. The transcript has 8 exons.
AUGUCUACUCAACCCUCCGUUCUCGUUGUCGGCUCCGGCCCUUCCGGCCUCGUCGCCGCCCUCACACUCCUGCAGAACAACAUCCCGAUCCGCAUCAUCGACAAGAACCCCUCCCCGCACCCCGGAUCACGUGGCUCGGGCGUCAUGCCACGUACGCAGGACCUGCUGCACCAGCUCGGCGCGACGGUCCUGGUGCAGGCUCUCGAGCCGAUGGUGAGUAUCCGGACGUACAAGCCCGGUGGCGGGCUUGAGGUUGAGCGGGACUAUUCUAUGUUCGUAUCUAAGGAAGGGACGCCGCAUUUUCCUUACAUGAACCCGAAGAUGAUAGGUCAGAGCGGGAUCGAGGCGUACUUGCGUAGUCAUCUUGCGAAAUAUUCGUGUCAUGUAGAAUUUGGGACGGAGCUUCGCUCGCUCGAGCAAAAUGAAGAUGGCGUCGUCGCGCAUAUCGCGAAGAACGGCGAUCAAGAGACGCUGGAGACGAUCAACUUGCAGUACCUCAUUGGCGCGGACGGCGCCAAAGGCGUUUUGCGCAAGCAGCUGGGCCUUCCACUCGUGGGCAACACCCAGGAAGACCUGCGUACCGUCUUGGGCGACGUCUGCCUCACCGCUGAGGGCGUUGACCGCCAACACAUGCAUCGAUUUGGCGAUCCCAAGGGAGCUAUGGCUGUGCUCCGCCCAUGCCGCGAAGUCGGCCACCAGAACGGUGGUUGGCAGGUUUUGGUCGCUGACCCCACGAAAGACAUGGCUAUGCUCGCAAGCGAUGAAAACGAACUAGUCAACCACAUCAAAGCCGUCUUCCCUACGGAGGUCAGUUUCAGGAAGUUGAUUACAGUUGGCGAGUGGAGACCAAACAUCCGAAUGACCAAUACUUUUGCUGUGGGACGGGUGUUCAUCUGCGGUGAUGCUGCACACGUGCAUAGUCCAGCAGGCGGCCAAGGCCUCAAUUCCGGCGUCCAAGACGCUAUCAACAUUGCCUGGAAACUUGCCCUCGUCAUCAAGUGUCUCUCGCCUCCCUCCCUCCUUGACACCUACAGCACCGAACGAGUCCCCAUCAUCGCCGAAAUGCUCAACCUCACUACCGAGAUCUUCCAUCGCAAUGUCCUUAGCUCAAACAACCAGUACGAGCGGCCCGAGAAGCUCCGCAUGCACGGUGUUAACUACCGUUCGAGCUCCAUCGUUCUGGAGGAAAGGAACUCUGGAUUACCGCAGGCUCCUGCGUAUGGCGAUAUGGUCGAGGGCGAUGACAAGGUGCUGGUUGCUGGCGAUCGGGCGCCGGACGCUCCGGCACUGGUCGAUGGGAAAGGAAAGAAGCACAGGUUCUUCGACCUGUUCAAGAUGACGCACCAUACGGCUCUGAUAUUCGCGCCUUCCGUGGACUCUGCGAAGCCGUUCUCGGAUGCGCUUGCUACGUGUGUGGGUGGGACUGUCAAGCCAGUUGUUGUGCUUCCUCAGGCCGCUUCUAUUUCGUCCAUCGACGAGUUUAACGCGCUCAUCGUUUCUGAUGGGGAGGGUUACGCGUACUUAGGCUAUCAGGUUAAGAGGACGAGACCUACGCGGUAG